Marchantia polymorpha subsp. ruderalis is the source of this 1691-nucleotide messenger RNA. Lineage: Eukaryota; Viridiplantae; Streptophyta; Marchantiopsida; Marchantiales; Marchantiaceae. The record is from the annotation of a GenBank genome assembly.
AGGUACUACUUUGCGGAAGGUAUGCUCUUCACUUGUCGGGAGACCUUCUUCAGAACGGCAGGGUUUGCAAGAAGGGUUUGUCUAGAUCGUCAGAAGAACGAUGGCCUCACUUGGUGCGCGAAGCAGGUCCAAAUUUCCAGCCUGAUCCGCUAAUCAGGCGGAUCAGGCUGAAGAUAGUUCCUCCCUGCCCUCGUCUACGACCAAAAGCGAUUUAUCUUCACAGGACGUAAUGCGUGGCUUGGUGAAAUUCUGAUCGACAAGUCUAAGAAUAUGGCGAAGGUACAACUGAUAGGCAACGCGGAUGCUGCCGAGUUCUGUCCCUGUGAGCCGUAUCAGCACAUACUGGCGGCGGCCUCGUACACUCUGCAGGAAGGGGAAGAACCAGUUCGCCUCGGAGAACUGUAUCUCUACUCAGCUGAGAAGACAGCGGAAGGUGGAUCAUCCGAUUUGAGCUUGACCCAGAUUUUCCACACAGAAACGUCGGGAGUUUUCGACAUUUGCUGGCGGCCAUGGAGCGAUGGCAGCAGCAGGCCCUGUUUGGCACAAGCGAGUGCAGAUGGCACGCUGCGUCUGCACGAAUUGCAAGACGACCCCACAUCUUCUGCAGCGGAGCUUCAUGAGACCUCCAGAGCCGAUGUUUCCUCCUCCAUGUGCCUCUUCGUGGACUGGGCUCCCAACUCUUGCGAGCCCCAGCUCGCCGUGAGCCACUCCGAUGGAUCGUUGUCUGUCAUCGACGUCGGCCAGGCGGAUCCCCAAGUGAUAUCCUCGUGGGCUGCGCACGGUUUCGAGGCCUGGAUCGUGUCCUACGAUACAUGGAAGCCUCAAAUCGUUCACAGCGGGGGCGACGAUUCCCAAUUCUGUUGCUGGGAUUUGCGAGACACUCAGAGGCCAGCUUUUCGAGACAGGAAGACGCACCAGAUGGGCGUUUGCAGCAUCCAGAGCAGCCCUCUGCGCGAAAACAUUUUGGUCACCGGGAGCUACGACGAGCACGUUCGUCUGUGGGAUCUGCGCAUGCUUCACAAGCCCGUCGUGCAGGCCGAACUCGGGCUCGGCGGAGGCGUUUGGAGGCUGAAAUGGCACCAUUCCGACAGCCAGCUGCUUCUGGCCGCCUGUAUGCACAAUGGGUUCGCAGUCGCUCGAGUCGGGGACGACGAGAUCGAGGUUCUGGAACGGUACGAGGAGCAUAACUCGCUCGCUUAUGGGGGAAGUUGGUACGCGGGUGACUGGGAGCAGAGGGAAAGUGGGGCAGUUCAGACUGGGGCAAAUGCUCCUCACGAAUUGGAAGCCCCAGCUCAAAAGAAUGCGUUACCUUUCGUGACUCAGUCGGGUAGCAAGAGUGAGUUGAGUCCGGGCUCCCGAUGCCUUGUUGCAACAUGUUCUUUUUAUGACAAAGCUCUGCAUAUCUGGGAGCCGAAGACUUUAGCUGUCAGAAGAACACUUUAGCCUGUAGUCGAUUUAACUUUCAGACGCAUCAACGUGCAAUUUUGACGUUCAAUUUCGGCUCGGGCGCGUGGGCUGGACACGAGGAGAAGAAUCUCACCGAGGGCUUUGUCUUAAGAUUCAUAACCUCGAACGCCUCAAGUGAGAAUUCGUCCCCUCGAAGGAAGAAUAGUGUGACUAGAAGCGUGUACACACAUCGAGAAAUCUGAUUCCCGAUGAGCAAAUUACUGUCCACCACGAUAUAUCUCUUC